UCUCUCCCUUUUCCCUUCUAUUAAUACCUUAUCCCAUAAAGCCUCCCCAUUCCCUCGAGCAAGAGAAGAAAAAGAAGAAGGAAAAAAAAAACAAAAAACAAAAAACAAAAAGGAGUGCUCUCUACGGGGGUAUCUCUCUGAGCAAUUCAUGUACCUGAUUCCCACAAACAAGUACUUCUUCAAUUCAUUCUCCUUCAAUCAUCAUGUGUGUUUCAAUCUCCUCCUCUGCCCCUGCCCCUGCCCCUGCCCCUGCCCCCACUCUCUCUUCAUCCAAAUUCCCGCCGCCGCAAAUAUUUCAGUUGUUUGAUGUUUUCCCCAAAAAGCAGACGGAGCAAUUUUUUUCCUGGGAGAUUAUAAGCGAAGCGAAAUCUCUGUUCUCUCUGGCUUUUCCAAUUGCUCUGACGGCUCUCAUAAUUUACUCUCGUUCAAUCAUAUCCAUGCUUUUUCUCGGCCGGCUCGGUGACAUUGAACUCGCCGCCGGUUCUCUCGCCAUCGCCUUCGCCAACAUCACCGGCUACUCUGUUCUCUCCGGGUUGGCUUUGGGAAUGGAGCCACUCUGUUCUCAGGCAUUCGGAGCCCACCGUCCGAAGCUUCUCUCUUUAACCCUUCACCGCGCGGUGAUUUUUCUCCUCGUUUCUUCAAUACCCAUUUCUUUACUCUGGGUAAAAAUGGCGAAAAUUUUACUGUUUCUCCGUCAAGAUCCGGGGAUUACAGAGAUGGCGCAGACUUAUUUGAUUUUCUCUCUCCCGGAGCUGGUGACGAAUUCGUUUAUUAACCCAAUCCGCAUUUACCUUCGCGCUCAGGGCGUCACCGUCCCUCUCACUUUAGCAUCGCUCGCCGGGGCUGUCUUUCACGUGCCGAUCAAUUUGCUGUUGGUGUCCCAUUUCGAGUUUGGCGUGGCCGGCGUGGCGGCGGCGGCGGCGGCUACCAAUUUUCUGGUGUUGGUUUUUUUGGUGGCGUACGUCGUCGUUUCGGGGGUUCACGCUCCUACUUGGACGGCGCCGAGCCGGGAGUGUCUGAGCGGCUGGAAGCCGCUGCUGGAGCUAGCCGCGCCGAGCUGCGUCUCGGUUUGCUUGGAGUGGUGGUGGUACGAGAUUAUGAUCGUGCUGUGUGGCCUUCUGGUGGGCCCCAAAGCAACCGUCGCUUCCAUGGGGGUUUUGAUUCAAACGACGUCGUUGAUUUAUAUUUUUCCAUCGUCGCUUGGCUUCGCUGUCUCCACCCGCGUCGGAAACGAACUCGGCGCCGGCCGGCCGCACAAGGCGAAAUUAUCCGCCGUGGUGGCGGUGUUUGUGGCGGCGAUGUUGGGAUUGGGGGCCACGAUGUUCGCGACGGGGAUGAGGAAUAAGUGGGCCCGGAUGUUCACCGACGACGCGGAAAUCCUGCGGCUUACGUCGGUGGCGCUGCCGAUUUUGGGGCUGUGUGAGCUCGGGAACUGCCCGCAGACAGUCGGGUGCGGCGUUCUGAGAGGGAGCGCGCGGCCAUCCACGGCGGCGAACAUAAACCUCGGCGCGUUUUACGGCGUGGGCAUGCCGGUGGCGGUUGGGCUCGCGUUCAGGUUAGGGGUUGGGUUUUGUGGGCUUUGGUUGGGCCUAUUGUCGGCCCAAGUUUGUUGUGCUGGGCUUAUGUUGUAUGUAAUCGGCACCACUGACUGGGACUUCCAAGCUUGUAGGUCCCACAUGCUGACGUGUACUGCGGGUGAAGAAUUACCCUUGAUUUCUCCGCCACAUAAUUCAUCUUAA
Messenger RNA from Momordica charantia (bitter melon), 1739 nucleotides. RefSeq names its product MATE efflux family protein (gene ADS1). NCBI's taxonomy places the organism in Eukaryota, Viridiplantae, Streptophyta, Magnoliopsida, Cucurbitales, Cucurbitaceae. Gene Ontology annotation, biological process: xenobiotic detoxification by transmembrane export across the plasma membrane. Gene Ontology annotation, cellular component: membrane. The record is from RefSeq and is a predicted model, not a curated record. Gene Ontology annotation, molecular function: antiporter activity; xenobiotic transmembrane transporter activity.